CUGCCGCCUUUGCCCGGGCGGCGCUGCGCGCCCGGCGCGGUUUGUCCCUGCCGGCGCGCCGUAGCGGGGCCGCCUGCAUUGGCCGCGAGCGGGCCGGGGCGCGCGCAGGAGGCGGCGGCGGCUUCCCGGGGAGCCCAAGAUGAGCCUGCGGAAGCAAACCCCCAGUGACUUCCUGAAGCAGAUCAUCGGGAGGCCCGUGGUUGUGAAGCUGAAUUCCGGAGUGGAUUACCGAGGUGUCCUGGCUUGCCUGGAUGGGUAUAUGAAUAUAGCUCUGGAACAGACAGAAGAAUACGUAAAUGGACAAUUAAAGAACAAGUAUGGUGACGCCUUUAUCCGAGGAAAUAAUGUAUUGUACAUAAGCACACAGAAGAGAAGGAUGUGAAGAUGCCAGAAAGAGGCUAAUUUGUACUUGUGAACCUUUCCAAAGGGACGAGACCUAUUUGAUUUGUAGUUAAUAACUCACAAGUGAAAUACGCAAGUGUUUAAAUAUUUUUUUUAAAUAAAUGUAAACCAGUCUAA
Messenger RNA from Cygnus olor (mute swan), 519 nucleotides. RefSeq names its product LSM6 homolog, U6 small nuclear RNA and mRNA degradation associated (gene LSM6). Gene Ontology annotation, biological process: mRNA splicing, via spliceosome; maturation of SSU-rRNA. The transcript has 4 exons. Gene Ontology annotation, cellular component: sno(s)RNA-containing ribonucleoprotein complex; U4/U6 x U5 tri-snRNP complex; P-body. Gene Ontology annotation, molecular function: RNA binding. The coding region runs from base 140 to 382 and encodes 80 amino acids. NCBI's taxonomy places the organism in Eukaryota, Metazoa, Chordata, Aves, Anseriformes, Anatidae. The record is from RefSeq and is a predicted model, not a curated record.